Molecule: messenger RNA, 1257 nt
Organism: Aspergillus calidoustus
Lineage: Eukaryota; Fungi; Ascomycota; Eurotiomycetes; Eurotiales; Aspergillaceae
Source: the annotation of a GenBank genome assembly
AUGGAUAACCAGUUUCGAAACGUGAAGACCCAUACUAGGCUCCUGAGCAAAGCUACUUGGUAUGAGUGGCGUAUGAAGCUUCUGGAGGGCCUGAAGGACGGGUUGGAUCGCCAUAUGGAGGAAAUGAAAGGAGAUGACAACUUGUUAUCGAAACACGAAGCACUUCUGAACGAUGCCGUCCCCGCGCUUGCCGCGAAGCAUUCUUCUUUGAGGGAAGAGGCUACACGCCUGCAGCAGUUGGCGGAUGAGCUGGAGAACUGUGAUCAGGGGGAACUUCAGAGUGCGCGAAGCAGGUUGUCCAGCAUAGAAGACGAGAUUGCCGCGAAGAAGAAGAUGCUUGAGGAACUGCAAUCUGAGGUUCAAGACAAGACGGACACGAUCGAGACGGGAAUAGAGCUGAAAGCAGAAUUGACCGCUCAGAUUCAGGAAGCGGAGAGGGUCAAGGAAGAGUGCAGGGGAUGGAGCGCCAAGGAGAUCCGCGAACUGAAAGAUUCUGUCUACCGGAUUGAACAAUCGACUGGCUGGUCGAUCAGUUCCGCAUCUCCAUCAGAAUCAGCUGCAGGCCCGGUGCUGACCAUGUCUUACCGGCAUCAACUCGAGCUGAAAUUCCAUCCAGGGUCGUUUUACAUCAAAAGCGACAAGAAGGAAUCUUUGCCUGACACGAAACCUGACACACCGAUCGAGUUGACCUAUCCCUCCGAGAAAAGAGCGAAUCCGGCCGAGCGAACACCUCAGCUGUCGCCCAUUUCGUUGCUUAUCCUGAAGUCCCUGCAUAUGCACGUCUCCAAGAUCGAACAGCCAAAAGUCACGCCAAACCAGCUUUUGCGUUUCGUGUCAGAGGCCUGGGAUCUGGCAUCGAAUCUGGAGGAAGAAGCUCGCAUGCUGGAAUUCCACGGCGUGACCAAGCUCCGACUCUCCGACGCUGAAGACAAACCCACUCUAAGAGCAAGAUGUACUUUGCUUGGAACCUCCGCGUCGAAGACACCUCAUCCCUCAGGCAAAAGCAGAAUCGAUGUCGACUUUGCCGUGUCAACCCGUAUUCUCGAGAAGAAAGAGGAGAGCGAAAUUGGAGUCCUGGACAUCCAGACCACAGUGCUCGCCAGUAAAGUCUACGGCUUCGGAACCGACAGCGGCACAGGUCUGUCUGAGAAGGAGAUGCAGAGUAUCCUUAACAAACAACUCAAGGGGCGCGAAACUAAGUUCGGCAACGGUGUCUGGAGCAAGGCGGUUCAGAUGCUCUCUGGCACAGUGUUUUGA